Penicillium chermesinum is the source of this 921-nucleotide messenger RNA. RefSeq lists its product as uncharacterized. Gene Ontology annotation, cellular component: mitochondrion; mitochondrial inner membrane. The record is from RefSeq and is a predicted model, not a curated record. Gene Ontology annotation, biological process: protein insertion into mitochondrial inner membrane from matrix. NCBI's taxonomy places the organism in Eukaryota, Fungi, Ascomycota, Eurotiomycetes, Eurotiales, Aspergillaceae. The coding region runs from base 1 to 921 and encodes 306 amino acids. The transcript is spliced from 3 exons.
AUGGCGUCCUCGCUGCGCUUGUGCCCAGGUGGUAUGGCUAAAUGCGCACGGCCAAAUAUCACUUUUACGCAGCCUUUCGCUUACAGCCUUCAAUCCCGGGCUUUCUCGGAAACGUCGCAACGAUGGGCAUACCGAUCACAGAACUUCAACCCCCGAAGCCCUUCAAUGCCCUCGAUGAAGGCCCGACAGAAGGAUGCACUCGCUAACCAGAGGCCGAAUGACUUGGGCUUAUUACCGGGAACCUUUGUGCGACCAUUGUGGAGGGACCUACCCUCUAUCUUUUCGCAACCGCGAGACCGUCUGCACAUGGAAUGGAUCACCAUCAAGUCCUUUUUCCAGAAUUACAUCAGUUUGUGGCAAUAUUGCAAAGAGCAGGAAACCGAAGUUGGAAUCAAAGCUCGACGUCAGCGCGCACAGCUUCUCUAUAAGGAUAUGUACACGGCCUUUGCGAGAGGUGACACCUCUGGGUUGAAGCGCCUCUGCUGCGAUGGGCUCGCCAAGGACCUCAUUGGCCAAAUUGACCGACGCCCAAAGGGCAUGACCGUCACCUGGAAACUCACCAAAUGGCUUCGCCAACCAAGCACCUUCUUCCGCGGCGUACGGGUCGUGUCAGACCGUGCAACCUCCCUUCCCAACCUUCCCAAGUCCGGUAUUCGCCAGAUCGUUCUGCGGGUGACAUCGAGGCAAGUCAUGGCCAAAUCUACAGCUGGACUCGCCAGCACGGCUGUCACCGAAGCCUCGGCCAAGGAGAAGAGCUGCAUGGAAUAUCUUGUCAUUCAAGAGCUACGGUGGAGCGGUGAAAGUUCCUGGCGAGUCUGGGGCUUUGCUAAGCCUACCGAUCUGCAGACGGCCUUGAACGACCCUGCCUUUGCCCCUGGUCUGUCGAUGUUGGACCGUAUGAAGGCCAUGCAGGGUCAAUAA